Messenger RNA from Aspergillus niger, 1647 nucleotides. RefSeq lists its product as hypothetical. The transcript has 11 exons. Lineage: Eukaryota; Fungi; Ascomycota; Eurotiomycetes; Eurotiales; Aspergillaceae. Bases 1 to 1647 code for a protein of 548 amino acids. The record is from RefSeq and is a predicted model, not a curated record.
AUGACGGAGGGGGAAAAGAAGCAGCGACGGGAGAAAACAAGAGGCCCGUGGGAGGGGGACAGCGAAGUGUCAGAUAAGAUCGCGGGUCCUGCAGCGUUGUCGCACCGGCGUACCGCGGGCGGUCGAGGACGAGAGAAAGUGGGUGGGCCCACGGGCCGUCCCCAAGGCUGUGGCUCUCCUCCAGUCGUUCCAGGAACAGCAAAACCUCGGGCAUUUAUGGCCAAGAAGCCAGGUGCAAGAAGAGUGUGCCAGCGAAGAACAAACCCAGCUGGGAUGAGAUGUGCGAGUCAGGUCGAGGGGACCAGUGCAUGGGACAUCCAGCUGGAUGGCGACACCCGGACUAUCCACCAAGAUGGGAGAGAGUUUGCAAUGGCAAUGGAUAUCAGGGACAGCCCAGCCUUCGGUGGUCUCAGUUUCCAACACGGCGAUGUGCAGCUAAAAUGCCUAAAGGGCCCAUCCGUCCUUUCCCUGAGUAAUAUGGUUUCCCACCACCACUCGUUGGAUCAGUCUUCGUUCCUCCUUUCCGUAUUGAGCAGCUCUACCGGCGUUCCCCUUUCCAAUAAUCCUCGGGCGGUUGACUGGACGAGAUGGCCUCCCUCACGCCCCUUCAUAAACGCUCGAAGAAUCCUCUCGCAAGGGGUAACGGCCGAUGCUCUGCACGAAUUCGAUGGCGGCCUGAAGCCGGAUAUUUUAUCCGUAGGAUUUGAUAGGCCACGAGGAGACACAAUCGACGGAACGAACAGAGGACCCAGGACCUUAGUCCGCUGGGUCGAUGUCUUCGUCAACAACCUGCUUCCAAAGGUUCUUAGCCACAGUGUGACCACCCACGUCAGAAUCUGGGGGACUGGGGGAACCAUAGGACACCGCAACCCUAGGGGAAAAAAGCCAGAAUGUGAGCCAGUACCAUUCACCCAGCAGCAAGGGAAGCGAUUUGAACUGAGGAUUGAAGUUAACCAACUGCCGCGCCGUAGAGGAGAUCAGCUGUCAGUGCAAGGCAGGCGCUCACGUGCCCGGAGGGCACUGGGUCCCCUCAAAUACAUGCAGCAGAAGAGUCCUUGUCGGUUUUACUUUUCGAUAGCAUUUGCUCCCAGCCUCUUCCCCUUUCACCAUGGCUGGCUAAUACGAGCUCACCCAAGCCAAGGUUCUCAACUCUCCCCUCCCCUACUACUUGACUCCCCUGUGCUAACCUAUAUACUGGCUAGACCUCUGAACAUCCCCCAAGUUAAAAUUCGGUUCUUUCAACUCGGGCUUAGUACAAGUGGACUCCCUGGAACUACACCGCAUCUAUAUCUUCUGCUUGCCAAUCACAUCGACAAUCUAAACCCCUUCGAGAUAACCGACGCGACUAAAGAACCAACUCUAUGGGGACGGAAGUGCGAGUAUCGUGUCGAGGUAGCUGAUAAAUAUGAAGGUCCUGAACCGACCAGUCAUGCAGCAAAGGACUACCUCCAUCCGCUGGCGGCCGAAGCUCGCGCUGGCGAUCAGGAGUAUCAGGCGUUUGAUAGGCUGGCAUCUAUGCCGUGGCUGUGGGGUCGUGUGAUCGCACUCAAAGUCGGUUCGGUAAUCGCAACAUACCGACAGAGCAAGGAUGGGGUAAUGGGGGGUAUCCCAGAUUACUUCCGUGCGCCACCUCAUUUCGGAGAUUAA